Molecule: messenger RNA, 10636 nt
Organism: Cuculus canorus (common cuckoo)
Lineage: Eukaryota; Metazoa; Chordata; Aves; Cuculiformes; Cuculidae
Product: suppressor of cytokine signaling 1
Exons: 2
Coding region: 1732-2415 (227 amino acids)
Biological process (GO): phosphatidylinositol phosphate biosynthetic process
Cellular component (GO): phosphatidylinositol 3-kinase complex
Molecular function (GO): 1-phosphatidylinositol-3-kinase regulator activity
Source: RefSeq, a predicted model, not a curated record
ACCUUUCUCUAAGUGUGGAAUUCCCCUCCCGUGGUGGCACGUAGCCGAAGGUCAAGAUCAGCAGCAUUCAGAGUGGUACCAGAGGUAUUAGCGGCUUGUGGACUGCAAAGAAGAAGACUGAAAACUGGAGAAGCUUCCCAAGCUGUUCUUGGAAAGGGUGUUUAUGGCUGUAUGCAUUGAGACCUGCCUGCCAGCUAUGUUACUAGUAUUACUGUUAAGUAUUCAGAGAGAUGUUAGGAGGGAAAAGAUGACUUUAGGCAAGGCCUUGCUAGGCAGAUGCCUCCUGUCCAAAACUCCUGUGCCCAUGCAAGGGAAAGAUGUUUGUCCCUGCUGCUCCAUGUCCUCUCCCUGGGCACAGAGUAUGUUCUGCAUGGCUGUCCAGCUGGCACAAGUACCAGACGGAGCGUGAGACUUUUGAGUAGCCAGCAAAGGAUGUGAGAUAAGGGGAACCUCUCAAGGAGGUAAGCCUAACCUAAAGCUUCCCUCCGGAGCAAGCCUUCCGCAGGUCCCUGCAUGUUCCUUGGUGGGCUGCCGGUUCGCUAUGAGUCCCGGUGCUCGUGGGAGUCUGCAGUGGAGGAGGACUGCUGGAGAUGGAGGAGCACAUCUCUUCCCCCACGGCAGGCUGUGUGUCAGCAGUCUGUUCUGCUCAGAGCAUGGCUCUGCUGUCAGCGAGUGUGAUUGGGUUAAUGGAGUGUGUCAAGGGACCAAGGGCAGGGUUUGGCGGUGAGCUACUGACUUGUCAGGCCUGGGGAAGUGGUAUGUAACAGCUCAGCUUCUCACACAGAAUGAGCCUCUGGCUUGGGGCUGUGGUUUUUGUGCUUAUACGUAUAUAUACACACACAUACACACACACACACAUGCAAACACACAUGCAGAAUGUGCAUUUUUUUGUAAUAUAAUCAAAAUGACUUGGAAUGGCUGAUGGCAACACUGGGUUCAGGGAUCUGCAUUUCUGGAAACAGACAGGCUGGUGAUAACAUGAGGUGCAGGAGAUGAGCAGGGUUGUGGAAGUAAGGGGAGGCACUUUGAAGGCAAUGGAUGAGUGAAGGAUGGUUAUGGGGAGAGGGCAGGAUCAUAUGCUGGCAAGGGGAGAUGUACCUCUGACAUAAACACAAGUUAAAGGGCUGGAAGGGCCCAAGCAGAACCGUUCCUGGGAUGUCAGCAGUGUCUAGUGUCGGUGUAAGUGGUCUCAUUCAUGGCAGUCCCAGCCUUGAAGUAGGUGGUGCAAGAUUUCUAUAAGGAGUCUUGAUCAAAGACCUUUUCUUUGUCCUGAUGAAGUGAAACAGGCAUGUUCUGGGAUGAGGGAGUGAUUCAUGGGGUUGCGCGGGAAAGGCUCAUUCCUAUCUUCUGUUUCUUCUAACAGAAGCUGUCCUGUUUGUCCUUUUACUGGAGAAGGGGUUGGAGAGGUGUGAGGAAACCUUUCUACCUUUAACUGAGAGACAAAGUAAAUAAUUCGUCCCUGCUUUGGGAAAUUUUUCCCUUCUGAUUUGGGGUGUCCUUUCCCCUUGCCAGACUCAAGGCUGCUCUGAAUGGCGCCUGAACAUCCCGCAGAGGGAAGUCUUGAAAGACCAUGAUCCGCUAGGUUCAAACCAGCCUGCUGAAGGGUGUGCUGGGGAACCUCUAGGUGUGAAUCACAGAAGUCCAGUGGAUGCAGAGCUCUGUAAGGCUGGAUGCAAAGGAGGAAGCAUGGUAAAGACAGCGUCUUUCCAGGAUCCAUGGGCUCUUUGAGAGAUGAUCAGAGGGAGGCCAGAUGAUCUGCACAACACUCACACCACUGUUUCUCAUCCGCAAAGGCAACAUCGGAGUGUUCUCCCCAGCCCUGCGCACCCCACCUUGCCCGAUCGUUUCCGGAUGUUCCGCAGCUGGGAGUGGGAGGUCCUGGAGCGAUCCCUCAAUAUCCUCCAGGCCAGUGACUUCUACUGGGGCCCUUUGUCUGUGGGAGAAGCUCAUGCCAAGCUCCAGCGGGAGCCUGUUGGCACUUACUUGGUGCGAGACAGCUCGCAGGGGAACUGCUUGUUCAGCCUGAGUGUGCGGAUGCCGACGGGGCCUGUCAGCCUUCGAAUCUCUUUCCAGGAGGGCUAUUUCCGCCUAAAGAACUGGUUUUCAGACUGUGUGGUCCGGCUGCUGGAGCUGGUGGUGGCGGGGACCCGGAACAACCCCUUGCACUUUGAUGAGAUGGGGGGCACCCCCCUGGUCUUCUCUGAGCCACUGUGCCGGAGCCGCCGGUCAGUGCCCACACUGCGAGAACUGUGCUGCCGGAGCAUCCCUGCCAGCACCACGACGGGGGAUGGAGCAGGGCUCGAGGGCUCCUUGGGGAUGCACUCGAGGGAGGAGAUGGUCUCACCUCCAGGCAGAAGGAGAGGGUCAGAAGGGAGCAUGGUCCCCAGCCCUUCUCCGACCUGGGCUAGGAGAUGAUACCAUCCAUGUGGGAGAUGAAGGGGAGACAAAGCCUAUUAUGUGGCUGUGCUGAUGGGACACGUGCCGGUGGGGCUGUACUGGCUGCUGGGAGAGGAAGGGAAGCAGGUCUUGAACCCACUGACUGUGGCAGCUGUGUCCUCAUAUGUGCACAGCCUGUGUCAGCUUCCUCAGAGACAGCUGGGUAAAGCCAACCUGAAGAGCAGGGAUUUCUCCCCCACAGCUAAGUCCCACUCUUUGCUCCAUUUAUAAUUUAUAAGCUGAAUUGCCUGUUCUCCCAGGUCAGUCCCAUGUUUUCCUCUACCCCAAAGUGCCUAAACUUGUUUCUGCUACAAAUCAGUCCUUCUGAAGUGAUAUGGCUGAGUCCAGUCCCACAGCAGCGCAGCUUGGGGCAUCAGCGGGCACCACCCCUGUGUUGACUGAUGUAGCUGUGGCAGAGCAAGAGCACGUUUCAUUCCUUGCAGCAUGAAUCUAAUGUCUGCAUUAAAGGGGGAACUAUUGCAGCCACGUGCAGCUUUUGCAGCGCUUUAUUUGAACAGAUUUUUGGGAGUACAGAUAAGUUACAUUAUACUAAGGGCAUGGGUUUUCCUGCAGAGGUAACCCUGGUCUGGAGAGUCCAGUCUGACCUGGGAGGGUGUAAACAGACGGGAUCCAGCACCCUUUCUUAUGUUUAUCUGAUAGUAUGCUGCUGCCAUCUACAGAUCCUUAAAAGAUGGUUUUGUGGGUUUUGCCUCAAAAAAGGCAAAGAAUUUUUAUAUUAGACUUCAAAGAAUUUUAAUAAACAUGGUUUUAUACUUAUUUUUAAAAGUCAACGAAUACAUGGCAAUAUUUUUAUUCCCUUGCAGUGUUGGAAACCUGAUUAGUUUAGUGCCAAGACAUGGUAAUCGCACUGAAACUUAACAAGUGAUUUUCUUGUAAAGACUAAAAGCAGAUCUUGAACAAAUGGUCCUGUCUGGGAACAAGACACUUACUUCAUCUUGUAGUGUAAUCAAGUAAAGAAUUUCCUGAACAGAAGAUACUUUCUGAAAAUGUAGGGUUGAGAUUUUCAGAAGUAUUUUUACUGCCUUAAAAUUUGUACUGAAUGUUUGAAAGAAACAUGAGUAAUUCAAGGUCCUAGAACAGGGCAGAGCAUCGGUGAUCUCUUAACUGGUGAGGAUGAGUACAAAUGAAAGGGACAAAGUUGGCUUCAACAGAUUUGUGGUUCAUUUCAGGGGUGCAGGCAGGUGUGAUGUCCUUGAAAGAAGUGGCUGAAAACAGCUGUGUGAAAGGAGAAAUUCAGUGUGUUCAGAUGCUGUAAAAUUUGGUGUGUGAAUCAGAUCCAACCGUUUUGAAUGCAGAAGGGAGAAGUGCCCUUGGUGCUACCCUCAGAGCGCUGCCGAGCAUCUCCAGCUGUGUGGGCAGCCUCCUGAGCUCGUGCUGGCUUUUGCCUUCAGACCUGUAUGGGGAGAAAAAGCCAAAUGUGGAGGGAAAUUCCUCUGAAUUUGCUCUUUUGGCUUCAGGUAUCUUAUCUGAGGAACCAAAGUAUACAGUCACUGUGGAGAAAGAGAGGGAGAGAGAGAGAGAGAUGCGGGGUGUGAUUCAUCACAGGAGCCUAACUUACAGACUCUGAAUUAUUCUCUGGAGGGCUCUGUCGCUCUGCUGACGGCGAGGUGCCUGGCCUGCUAUCUUGGGCCACUGCCUUAUGAACUGAUGCAGUGUAAUUUAAGUGCCAGAGAAGGUGUUGCUGCUGGAGCCGUGAUCUUGUGCAGGGCUAGGGCAAAAAGCUAAGCAGGUAAUUGCAUCCAUCAUUGUCACUGGGUCCAUUAGAGGUGAUGAGUUGGAGCCCUCAGAUGACUGAGUUAGGCUGUGAUGCCCUUGGGGAGGGUUGGGGUGCCUUGCGUUACCCCAGGCAGUGUCACGAGGGGGACUGGGGUUCAACCCAGCCCGUGAGUACAGCCUUGUGUGUCUCCAGCUCCCACACACACCUCAGGGUUAUUGAUAUCUCCAGCUCCUGAAGCUGAGCUGUCCUGGCACUGUAACCUGUGCGAUGAUUGUGGGUCUUGGCAGGCGGCAAGCUGAGUCCUUCUGCAGGGUGCCUGGCUGCAAGGCCAGCAGCAUCCUGGGCUGCGCUAACAGGAGCACCGCCAGCAGGCGAGGGCAGCAAUUACCUCCCUGUGUUCACCCUGUACUCACUUAGAUCCCAGUUAGAAUGUUGCAUACAGUUUUGGCCUCCCCGAUGCAGCAAAAAUGCAAUAAAUUGUAGUAAGAUCAGGACUAGGGGGUGACCUCAAGAAGCUCAGGGAGCUGGACCACUUGCCCUGUGGGAAGAGGCUGAGGGAGCUGGGCUCAUUCAGCCUGGAGGGGAGAUACUCUGCUUUGGAGGGACCUAAGAGCAGCUGGCUUGUAUCUUCAAGCUUAGCUAGGAGCCAGGCUCACUGCAGUGGUGAAUGGUGAGAGAAUGACGCACAGCAGAUUUAGGGGAAACAAGUCCAGGCUGGCUAUGAGGAGACCCUUUCUUCCUGUGAGGGAAGCUUGGAUGGGAGAUAGGUUGCCUGGAGAGGUUGUGUGGUCUCCACACCUGCAAGUUUUCAAGACCCAGCUGGGUCAAGCCUGGAGCAACGUGGUGUGACCUUGGAGCUGGACCUAGCUGGAGUCCCAGGCUGGACUAGAAGGGACCUCCUGUGAUCCUUUCCCCUGAACAACUCUGUGGUCCUGUGUUUUAUAGGGCAGGGAGGUGUGGCUAGUCAUGGAGGAGUUGGGGGAACAGAGGGGUGCUGGUUCUGGUGCUGCAGGUGCUGUGCCUGCAGAGCGCCCUGCACAGGGACCAAGGUGGCAUCAGUGCCAGCUAAGUGCUAUGGCAUGUUGUUAGAUAGAAAACCACAUCCCUCCUACUUUCUCCACGCUACACGGAACAUUCCCAGGCCACACACGUGCUCUGGGUGCUGCUAUGUGCUUGGGCUAAUCUUGGGCACCAUCCCGUUGCUCACUCUCAAUGCUCUUUGCGGUGUCCCUGUUCCAGCAGAGUGCAAGCCUCCUGUAGCUCCUCUGCCUACCCUGCCAGCCCCUCUGGCCAUCUCAGGUGGCUUCAGGCACCUGUGAUUUGGGACUGUGCCCUGGCUCUCAGGUGAAGCCCCUGCCUCAGCAGGGUCAGCUGCGUGGCUGCCCUCCCUCUCUGCCCACUGCGGAAGAAAUGGGACUGGGUCUGCUGUCCCAGGCGCUCUGCCCAUUCCCUCAAUCCUUGUCUUCCUUGAGGCUGUCAUCGCCAAGGCAGAUUGGCUGCCUUCCCACCUUCCCUUCAGAAACCGGGGUGGGGGGAAGGAGCGGGCUAAUUUCUUCCACGUUUAUAACAGAGCAGAGGAAUGCUUCUGUUUUAUGGCCAUGGUUAUAGCUCGCUGAGGGAAGAGCUUUCUAACCGGAUUGCUCUGACCUGGCUGUGAACUGUUCUCAUUUGGCUGAAAACGAGCAUCUUGGGUUGAAUGGCUGGGGGCUGCAGAAGAGCCCCGUUUUCAGCCAGGAUUGUGCCUUGCGAAAAUCACACUGAGGGAAGAGGAAAUAGUUUGGAUUUUAAUGAAGUCUAUUGUAUUUUUCUCGUUUAUAUAUUUUUUUUAAUUGCACAGCAAGUGCUCGCCUCUGUCUUACAAGUAAGUCAAUUCCAUGCAGGGCUGUAGCAAAUUGAUUUGAGAUCUGUGGAUGAAAAGCGGUGAAUGACUGCCAAGCAUUGUUAUAUUAUGGAAGUUUAAAGCACAUUAUGGGCAGAUAUCCUCUUUAUUCCUAAGGAGAGGUCACUUUACAGAUCAGGAUUGGUACAAGAAAAGAAACCAAUUUGGGAAGAACACCGUCUUCCUUCACUUUCUGCUUGGACAUUGGAAGGGAAACCGUCUUCCUUAAACUCUUUAGAAAAAGGUGUGCAAAGUAAAACCCUAAGAGUUUACUUCCAUGGAGUGGCUGCAAAUGAUGUCCUGGUGCUUUCAUUAAUGAGCGAAGAUGUCCACUUUCAUCAUCUUGCCCCUGAACCGGUCCCUCUGCCAUGUAGGAGCAGCUCCUGGUGGCCCGUGUUCAAAUGUUUCUUUUCGUGGCUCCUAAAGGGACUUAUAAAGAAAUUACAAACUUCCUCACAACCUCUUGAGUGCCAUUUGGGGAACAGAAGAAAAUUGUUUGCAUUUUUAUAUGUUAUGUUAUACAUUUCUCCAGCUGACUCAUUUCAGUUUGUUGAGGAAACUUAUACAGCCUCACAGAUGUUUUUUUUCAACUGUUCUUCCAAACAGGAGAAGUUGAAAAGUUUAGUCUUCAUGAGAGGGGCUUCUCCUACUGGGCUGCAAAGGGCCUGGAUUUUGGUCCCAACAUGCUGCAGGCAUCCAGCAGGAAAAUGCUCUUCCAUCUGCUCCUGACUAGCUGUGUGUUAGGCGUGCUCUGGGGCCCCGGGGGUUAAUAUCCCAAAAUCCUUUGCUGAAAGUUGUUAAUAACUUCCAUAUGUACCCGUGUGUGCGCACAGGAGGGGCCCCACAGCCAGCAGCUCUUGUAAUAAUACUUGAUUACCUCUGACACAAGGGUCUGUAUGCCAUGAGGGAUCCUCCGUGAUGGAUCAGGAUGCACCAAAACCCACAAGUUUGUGCAAAUAUAUUUAAAAAAAAAUAUUAACACUUGAGCAUCCUCAGGGUUUGGAGAUGAGCUCCUUCUAGGUAGGCAAGCUUUAAAAUAAAACCUUCUCUGUACAAACAGCUGGGUCUCAGUUUUGGACCUCUACCCUAACUCCCAAAAUGUCUGUGUCCUGGGUCUUCAAAUGUGCUAAAAACCUUAGAAUACCUUAGUUAGGGGAGUGUGGUGGGUUUGUCCAAUUGAGAUGGUUUUGCACCGAUUCCUUAGAUGUUUGGCAUCUGCAGAGUUAGAGUAGCUGCAUGCACUCAAGCUUUUUUUGUCAGCCCCGUGCUAUUGCCUGGUGCAAAGGCAGGGCUGCUGAGGGCAGCGUUCAAAGGGACAGCUGGUGUCAAAGGGAGAGACAGCAGAGCUGCUCUGUGGCUCCUGAUGCCUCCCUGCAGAGCUGCCUGGGUCUCUGCGUGCUCCUGCUGCUGUGUGAUCUCAGCUGGGGCUGGCGGAGCUGGGGUUUUGAUUCAGGUAAAGCGGAGUACUUCCAAAUGCUUCCCAUGUCAGGGCUGGCUCGAUAGACUAGGACCGUUCAGCUGGGAAAAGGAAAUGGUUGAUAUCUGUAGCAGAGACCUGUGAAGCCUGGAUACUGUGGAGCAGGUGGCCCAGUAAGUGUGUUUUCUUAACAAAACAAGGAGGUGUCUGAAAAUACUCAAGUGCAAGACUUGAAAGAAACAAAAGGAGACAUUUAUUCAUGCAACACCUUGCUUAAGCUGUGGAAGUCCCUGCCACCAGUCAACUAUGAGAUGCCAACUUCUUUGUGGGUACAAAAAGAGAUUAAUGGUGAUUAGUGAAGCAUCUCUGGAUCAGCAAAUGCUGAGCUAAGGAAUAGAGGAGAGGUGCGAUCCCCGUGCGGCUUUGAGCUUUGUGCUUUGUUGGGCAUGAAUCUGCUGUGGCAGGAGUGUAGGAGCAAGCCAGCCUGAGCUCAGUCUUGGGCUCAACAGCAGUGGGUACAGCCUAAGCCAGCUGAGCCAGCAGUGUAGCAGGGGAAAAGCUGUGCUGAGCUGCGGGAGUGCGUGGAGCUCCCGUGCUGAGCUCCUGGCGCCCAUGCUGGGGCCUCUGGAGGCAGAUGGGGGUCUGCACAUGGGCGACCCAUAUACCCACCAGGGUGGUGUGCAGUUGCAUGCUCUAGAGGCUGUUUGAUGGCAGCCCCAGAAGGAGCCACCCCGGGGCUCUUCCAAAUUUCAGGAGCAGAAGGUUGGGGACACCCAUCUGAUGCCUGGAGGGAAGCACCAGCAGAGGCUGGGGAGAAAAAUGUUGCCAUUAUCCAGAAUGAGUGAAAGACUCCAACUUGUCAGCUGAGGGUAUCAGGGGAGCCCAGCAUCAGCCCGAGGUGAUGGCUAGGGCGGCUCUGCCCAGCUGUGCCAGUUGGGGGAGGGCUAGGGGUUCCAAUCCAACCAUCUUCCUGUCAGAAACGAGCUGCACAGCUUUGAAAAAGGUAUGCAAAAUGCCCUAAGCACUGGCAGCCCCUUAGGUUGGUGUUUGAUUUAUCCAACCCAGAGCAAACAACGUGCAUACACUUUCAAAGGAGGAGGUUUUGGCUCCUGGGCUACCUGCUUUCCCAAGACACCACUGGUGCCAGCAGAGCUGUCAACCUUCGAGCUGGUCCCCAGUGCCAUUGAAGUCAAUGGCUAGGCUGUUGUUCCCCUUGGAAGAUUUUGGAUUAGACCCUUCCCAUUUUGUUAAGCCAAUGUGAGCAAAUGUGGGUUUUCAACGCUAAACAUAAUCAAAACAAACCCUGCUCCCACUGGCUUCUGCAACAAAUCAUGCUGGGGGAAUUGCUGGCAUUCAGCGUGAUUAGCCCAAGUGCAGAUGCCUUCCAGCUCGUAAACAAUAGCCUAAAGGAUUGGAGAGGAUCACAAACAACGCACUUACAGACAAGACAGCAUUUUCAAAAGGGACUUGAGAGCUUAUGUCCAUUGGGGGUUUGUCUUUUAAAAAUAAGCCAGAAGUAAACAAAUUGACAAAGACGGCUGUGAAGAAUCUAAGAGGAUGAAAGUGAGAAGACUGGAUAUAAUACUUCAGAAAUGAAUUUGGCAGAAUGAUUAAGGUAGGUCUAAUGGGUCCUUUUAAACUUCUAAAGGAAAUGUGCCCAGAGCCUUGGGAAUGAGCAGGGACUGGAAACCCCACCUGUCUGUGCUGAUGAGGCCAGAUGGGAUGUGGAAAGCGCACAGGAGAAGACCCUGCUCCAAUUCACAGGAAAAAGUAAUCCCUUAAAAAGCAGUGAUAGCAACAGAAGAAUUUGGCAGCUUGUGUCUGUUAAGUUUGAUGGGGAUUCAGUCUGAAAGGGACAUCCCUGCACUGCAAGCUAGUGACAAAUUGCUGUGAAUUUCAGACUGAAGGCAAUUCAAUUUAUGUCUACCAUAGUUUUUAUAUCGUACUUUUAUUCUACAUUUUAAUUAAAUUUCACUUUUCAUAAUAACGCUUUUAAAUGUGGGCUGGAUUAUUUUGCAUUGUGCCUCUUUUCUCUUGGCCCUGGCAGAGCGAAGGAGCAAGUGCCCAGCUUCACACCCAGGAGCUCCUGCAAAGGGCCAGCAAAGUUCUCAAUGCUGAUGGAGCUAUUCACUCAUUUAGAUGCCACAAUGAACUGGAGCUGUGGCGGGAGCUUGCCAGCGCCACUGUAACUGAGAUGGCAUUCCAAGUAAUGCUGGGUCCAGAAAGGCACCAGCAUCCAUCAUGCCUUCCCUGGUUCUGUACGUACUGGAGACACGCUCACUCAAGAGACCUCUUAGUUUGAAAGCUUCAGCCUGAAAGGUAGCUGCGAUUCUGAGUGCAGAGUGUGUACAUUAGAGGAAGGUAUGUAUGUGUCAGGUCCUUGUGGUGAGACUUUUAGGUGCACCUAGAGUUGUUUGGGGGUUCAUUGAGUCUCAAACCUAAAAUAAUACAGGUGCAAAUCCAGAUGUUCUAAGUAGUAUUCAUCCUCUCGGUUGUAACCCUUGUUCUGUGGUACUGGGUUGGGUGGGAAAGGACUGAUGGCUCCUUUUAUGCUUGGGAUUCUGUGAAGAGCUCUCCAAGGAAUUGAGAUGGGAGAACAGGGCAGUGGGGAACAGGAGGUGAAGAUCUUUUCCUGCUCUUACAGACUGUGCAGGGAAUUGGCCAGAUACGAAGGCAGCUCUAAUGUACGUGCUGAAAUACCUAAAAUAAGCCAUGCAAACAAAUCAGUCGUAUGUUAUCCAGAUGGGACUGUUCAAAUCCAAUAAUAGCAGUAAAGUGCUCCCGAACUCUGCGAAGAGAGAGAUUAUAGAAGGAUCAGGUAUAAUUAUAGUGCCUUAUUAUUACCAUUCUCAUCGUUCUUUCUAACAAAGCUUUUCAAUAGGGUAAAAAAACUUCUUGCAGGAGAACGUAAUGUGUUUGCUGGCAUUUUUUCAUUUUUCCUUCCAAGGCUGUUCAAGUCAUUCCCUGCAAAUGGUGUUAAUAAAUACUGUAAUGAUCUUGGACUAUAUUAUCUUUCAGACGAUACCUUCCUUAGCAUCUUGCUAUGGCCUUCACUACAGCAAACCCUUCUCCUAAAAUGCCUCACUGUUGUUACCACUAGUGAGAGCAAACCACCCCACUGCUGCUCUGAUCCUUAUUUUGAUAUGUGCAAGCAAUGCCCUUAAAA